GGCUCUUCCCUCCUCUCCUCUCCUCUCCUCUUCCCUUAUGGCGGCCACAGGGAGCGACGAGGAGGAGGAGGAGGGCGGCAUGGACGCCUUCAUGGACAGGUUCCGGGGCCCGGAGCGCUACGAGGGGGCUUUCUGCCCGGACACCUGGGAGAAGGAAUUUGACCAGGUUCCAAUGUUCAUGAAGAAACUCCCCUCUGAAAUAGACCCGAAGCAGAAUCCAGACCUGGCUUGCCUUCAGUCUCUCAUUUUUGAUGAAGAUCAGACCUCUGAAGAGCAAGCCAAGGCGUAUAAGAAUGAGGGCAAUGCUUACUUCAAGGAAAAGGAUUAUAAGAAAGCAAUCCUAUCUUAUACAGAAGGUCUGAAAAAGAAGUGCAGCGAUGUGGAACUGAAUACUGUGCUUCACACAAACAGAGCUGCUGCCCAGUUUCAUUUGGGCAACUACCGCUCUGCUCUCAAUGAUGCGAUCACAGCAAGAAAACUGAUGCCCAACCAUCUCAAAGCAAUAACAAGAGGAGCACUGUGCCAUUUGGAACUCAAGCAUUUCUCUGACUCCAUGGUGUGGUGUGAGGAGGGGCUGAAAAUCGACCCAAAGGAAAAAAAGCUCCUGGAAACUAGAGCCAAAGCUGGCAGACUAAAGCGUACUGAAGAGCGGGAUUUCAGAAAAGCAAAACUGCAGGAGAAAAAGGAACAGUCUCAGAAGGAAGCCUUACUCAAAGCAAUCAAGGAUCGUAAUAUCAAAUUGUCUGUGGCAUCCUCUGAAGACGAAACUGAGACAUCCGCAGGCCUUGCUGAGAUGUCUUUAGAUGGACUUAGUUCAGAAAACACAAUUGGUGCCAAAGUCCACCUAGAAGAGGAUGGCAGUCUUACUUGGCCAGUGUUGUUCCUGUAUCCAGAGCAUGGGCAAAGUGAUUUCAUCUCUGCUUUUCGUGAAGAAUCCAGCUUUAUUGACCAUUUAAUGGUUAUGUUUGAAGAGCUACCUCCCUGGGAUUCAGAAAGAAAGUAUACUCCCAAUGAACUAGAGCUUUAUUUUGAAGACGAAGAAAGAAGAGAGAUAUACCAAAUUGACACACAAACAACAUUAUUACAAGCACUACAACAUCAAAGAUACUUUGUGAAAGCUGGGACUCCAACUUUUUUUGUUUUGGUAAAACAUGCUCCUUUCUCGGAGAACUACUUCCUUGGGAAAAAGGUUCAUCGAUUUAACUGAAUGAGGACAAAUGCUUCAAAAGAAAAAGGACAACAUCUAAGGAAACCAUCUUCUUCAGACACUGAAACUGGAAAGACUAGAAAAUCUUCUACAGAUGCCUUUUGUACUGCAGUUUGAGGCAGCAACCCUCCUGAAACUCUGGCCUAUGCAAAAGUAUUCUACAGAGGAAUAAAAGACUUAGAAUAUCUGCCAAAAA
Anolis sagrei ordinatus is the source of this 1403-nucleotide messenger RNA. It is a transcript of the gene TTC4, whose product is annotated as tetratricopeptide repeat domain 4. The record is from RefSeq and is a predicted model, not a curated record. NCBI's taxonomy places the organism in Eukaryota, Metazoa, Chordata, Lepidosauria, Squamata, Anolidae. Gene Ontology annotation, biological process: protein folding. Gene Ontology annotation, cellular component: cytosol; nucleus. Gene Ontology annotation, molecular function: Hsp90 protein binding; Hsp70 protein binding.